AUGCCUCGCUUUGGCGGAUUUGGCGAACGCCGCGGCGGUCCAAGCACCACUGCCGCCACUACAAGCGAUUAUGGUGCCCCAGCUACUCGCUCAAACCCGGCACAUCGUCCAGCCAUCCUCGCCAACCACUGGCUACAUUGGAUCUCGUCAAUCAUCGUCCUCGGCAUCUCAGCCUACUUCAUCGCAAACUACAAUCACAACACCCAUCUCGUCUACUGGGUGACUAUUGCUGCGAUCGAUGCCCUCCUUUACCUGCCGGCACUCGUCCUUCCCGCCCUCGGCUCGUACAAGGGCUACCUGGCGCCUGCGGCUUGGAUCUUCUCCUACCUGUGGCUGACGGCCUUCAUCUUCUCGUCCCAGGACUAUAACUUCAAUUCCUUUGGAUGCGCUCGUUCCCCAUCCGGUGUCAACAAGUGCGGCCUGAAGAAGACUCUGGAAGCGUUCGCAUUCCUUGCUUUGUAA
Molecule: messenger RNA, 462 nt
Organism: Cladophialophora yegresii CBS 114405
Lineage: Eukaryota; Fungi; Ascomycota; Eurotiomycetes; Chaetothyriales; Herpotrichiellaceae
Exons: 2
Coding region: 1-462 (153 amino acids)
Source: RefSeq, a predicted model, not a curated record